AUGGCGAGGAGUUUAUCCAUAAUCUUCAUCCUGACCUUCACUCUGUCAGUCACAAAUCUCCUUCAUGAAGUAGAACCGGCAACUGCUCUCCCGCAGGCCACUGAGAAAAUCCCAAACUGGGAAUCCGGUAUUGAUGUGGACUUGGCAGUUACCGCCCAGCGGCAUCAUCUGCAGCAGCUUUUCCAUCGCUAUGGAGAAAAUAACUCUUUGUCAGUGGAAGGGUUCAGAAAGUUACUUCAGAACAUAGGCAUAGAUAAGAUUAAAAGAGUUCAUUUACACCAUGACCAUGACCAUGACCAUGACCAUGAGCAUCAGCAUCACUCCGACCAUGAGCAUCACUCCGACCAUGACCAUCAUUCUGACCAUGACCAUCACUCUGACCACGAGCAUCACUCUCACCGUAAUCAUGCUGCUUCCGGUAAAAAUAAUCGGAAAGCUCUUUGCCCAGACCAUGACUCCGAUAGUUCCAGUAAAGAUACUAGGAAUAACCAGGGGAAAGGAUCUCGCCGAUCAGAACAUGCCAACAGCAGAAGGAAUGUUGUAAUCAAGGAUGGUGUUGGUGCUAGUGAAGUGACCUCAACUGUGUAUAAUGCUGUCUCUGAAGGAACUCACUCUCUUGAGACAAUAGAAACUCCAAAACCUGGAAAGCUCCCUAAAGCUGUGAGCAGCUCCACUCCCCCCAGUAUUACAGAAAAGAGCCGGCUGAGCCGGCCCGCCAGGAGGAAAACUAAUGAGUCUGUGAGUGAGCCCAGAAAGGAGUUUAUGUAUUCCAGAAACACAAAUGCAAACACUCAGGAGUGUUUCAAUGCGUCAAAGCUGCUCACUUCACAUGGCAUGGGCACCCAGGUUCCGCUGAAUGCAACGGAGUUCAACUAUCUCUGCCCAGCCAUCAUCAAUCAAAUUGAUGCUAGAUCGUGUCUGAUUCAUACAACGAGUGAAAAGAAAGCUGAAGUCCCUCCAAAGACCUAUUCUUUACAAAUAGCCUGGGUUGGUGGCUUUAUAGCCAUUUCCAUCAUCAGUUUCCUGUCUUUGCUGGGUGUUAUCUUAGUGCCUCUCAUGAAUCGGGUGUUUUUUAAGUUUCUCCUGAGUUUCCUUGUGGCAUUGGCUGUUGGGACAUUGAGUGGUGAUGCUUUUUUACACCUUCUUCCACAUUCUCAUGCAAGUCACCACCAUAGUCACAGCCAUGAAGAAACAGCAGUGGAGAUGAAGAGAGGGCCACUGUUCAGUUAUCUGUCUUCUCAAAACAUAGAAGAAAGUACCUAUUUUGAUUCCACAUGGAAGGGUCUCACAGCUCUGGGAGGCUUGUAUCUCAUGUUUCUUGUUGAACAUGUACUCACAUUGAUCAAGCAAUUUAAAGAUAAGAAGAAAAAGAAUCAGAAAAAAACUGAAAAUGAUGAUGACGAGGAGAUUAAGAAGCGGCUGUCCAAGUAUGAAUCUCAACUUUCAACAAAUGAGGAAAAAGUAGACGCAGAUGAUCGACCUGAAAGCUAUUUACGAGCAGACACACAGGAGCCUUCCCAUUUUGACUCUCAGCAGCCAGCAAUCUUGGAAGAAGAAGAGGUCAUGAUAGCCCAUGCACAUCCACAGGAAGUCUAUAAUGAAUACGUACCCAAAGGGUGCAAGAACAAAUGCCAUUCGCAUUUCCACGAUACCCUGGGCCAGUCAGAUGACCUCAUUCACCACCAUCAUGACUACCAUCAUAUUCUUCAUCACCACCACCACCAAAACCACCACCCCCACAGCCACAGCCAGCGAUACUCUCGGGAGGAGCUGAAAGAUGCUGGCAUCGCCACACUGGCAUGGAUGGUGAUAAUGGGCGAUGGCCUGCACAAUUUCAGCGAUGGCCUAGCAAUUGGUGCUGCUUUCACUGAGGGUUUAUCUAGCGGUUUAAGUACUUCUGUCGCUGUGUUUUGUCACGAGUUGCCUCAUGAAUUAGGUGAUUUUGCUGUUUUACUAAAGGCUGGCAUGACUGUUAAGCAGGCUGUUCUUUAUAAUGCUUUGUCAGCCAUGCUGGCAUAUCUUGGAAUGGCAACAGGAAUUUUCAUUGGUCAUUAUGCUGAAAAUGUUUCUAUGUGGAUAUUUGCACUUACUGCUGGCUUAUUCAUGUAUGUUGCUCUGGUUGAUAUGGUACCUGAGAUGCUGCACAAUGAUGCUAGUGACCAUGGAUGUAGCCGCUGGGGAUAUUUCCUUUUACAGAAUGCUGGGAUGCUUUUGGGAUUUGGAAUAAUGUUGCUCAUUUCCAUAUUUGAACAUAAAAUUGUGUUUCGUAUAAAUUUCUAA
Molecule: messenger RNA, 2280 nt
Organism: Pipistrellus nathusii (Nathusius's pipistrelle)
Lineage: Eukaryota; Metazoa; Chordata; Mammalia; Chiroptera; Vespertilionidae
Source: the annotation of a GenBank genome assembly